UCCAUAUCCCUAGACCCGAGGCUGCGGGCAUGGAACCCCAAUCAGACUCGGGAAGCCCCAGGGCGACGGAGGUCUCAGAGGUCUUGAAUGACCCCCCGGGAAUAAGGACAGCUCUUAGCCCACAGAAAGGCUUGACGGUGGGGUCGGUCAAUUCCCCGUGGAAGACAGCAGCGCAGAUCUCGCUUCCCCCUUGCCCCGAGGCCCAGUUUGUGCCAUCUUCGAAAUGCUGCAUGGCGGGGGAUAACUUGCCGUACGUGGAGAAAGGCGGGGGGCCGUGCCGGGAGCUGCGCUCCGUGGGGCUUCGCUGCCCCAAUGGCACAAGCCUCUUGAGGGACAUGCAGCCCCCGGUGGAGACAGAUGCUGCCCUGGGCAUGAAGAGUGGUUUGGGAUUAUCAACCCGGCCCCCCACGGCCAGGGACGUCGAGCGGGACCCGGAGGAUCUGGAGAAAGUGCAGGAGAAGCUGGCCAGGCAACCCCCCUAUUGUCGACAGCCCGACAUGGGGUUAGUGAGUGAGCUCUCGGCGAAGAUCUCUUGCCCGGAGAACUCGGGAGCCUCCGAGGAGGAGGAGCCCCCCGUGGGCUCGGAGAUUGGGCUGCCCAGUAGGGUGAUGGGUAACUUGGAACCCGAAAGUGAGGGCCCAGUAGGGCUGGCGAUAGAACCAUCAGCUUACGUCUUCAAGACGAAGCCCGAAGAGCCUCCCAAGCUUCCAAAGGAUUUGGAACCGGGAGUCGAGCCUCCAGAUAAUAUCAGACCCAUUUAUCUUGGGAAAUUUUUUGACCGUAAUCCUGGCUGGCCGUGUGCAGGGAAGCUUAUUCCAGUUGGAUACAGAGCUGAAACCUGUUUGACUGAAAAAUGGCCUCCACCUUUGACUCCACCCACUGAGAGAAAGUUUUAUAAAGCCAGAUAUCCAGAUCCUGGUACUGAACGGAUAUUUUAUGGCAGAGCAAAUGAUCCAGAUGUUUCUCAUUUGACACAUGGUAAAAAAAGUGAUAAGUCACUCAAGGUAGGUCCAUUGGUCAAUCCACCUCCUAUUUCUACAUUUCAACAAAGAUUUAAGGAAAGGAAAGAAUCCUUCUAUUUCAGUAAUCGGAGAGCGCCAUUAGGGAGGUCCCACGAUCAAACGCAAAAUUUACCUGAAUGUAUUGAUACAGUUAAUACAACAUUUGGAGUACCAAUCUUCAGAGAGAUAACUGCUAGAGACUUAGUGAAUCCACCAAAAUCCUUUGAACAAGUAUUUGAAGAAGCAUAUCAAGGACAUGACCUGUACAUUGUCUCCCACAAUGAUUAUUAUGUAGGGGAAAUGAAGAAUAGGAAAUAUAACCCAGCAAGUUUUUACAGAUUUCAAACUUUUGGAGAGAAAACGCCACAUUUUAACGAUGGCCGAACUAUGGCAAAAUCUUUUCAUUGGCUCCAUGAGCUACAAAUGAAAAAAGGCAGUAAAAUAGUUUCCAAAAGAGUCGAUGACUUCAAUGAAAAGUUUCAACACAAACUUGGAAAAGUCUGGGAUCCCAUUGAAGAAACAAUGAAUGUUCCACCAGACCACACAUUUGGAAUAUUUCUGCAUCCAGAUGAAUAUGGAGCUGGCGACCUCAUUUACAACCGACUACCUGGCCAGUAUCUGCGUGGCAAGGAUAGGGAGCGGGCUGUCUUUGCGGCGGUUCGUCAGCAUCUGAAGAAAGUGAACUAUUACAACUUUGACACUUUGCUGGAGGCGUUCCGGCAUUUUGACAAGAAUGGAGAUGGGUUGAUAGACAAACAAGAGCUCCAGAGAGCCUGUUCUCAGAUGAACCUAGAACUAGAUGAGGUGCUCCUGGAUGAACUGUUUGAUUACUGUGAUCUGGAUAAGGACGGCAGGAUUAACUACCAAGAGUUCACCAAUUUUUUGAACUGGAAGGACAAAAUGCCCAUUAAGGAAUUUGAAGAAAAGAUCCUCAUCCGAGGGAAAAAAAUGUCAGAAGAUCCUCAGUGCCUCCUUAUUACUGGUACAGAAUUAGAGGGCCAGGUCGCUCCUCUGAUCAAGCCUGAAGAUAUUGUACAAGAAGAACCUGGAAAACCAAUGAAGACUCCUCGGACUAUCUCACGACCAACAGAUAAAGUAUUUGCUGAUUAUAAAACAUCAUCUUCUCAGAUUAAUUCAGUUGUAGGAGGCAUUUCUCCAAUGAGUAUCCCCACGUGCGGUGUUCCAACGAUUCGUUCUGAUGUAGCUUCCCCUCGUUACCGUCGCAUUAGCGAUAGAACCAAUUAUGGUGAUUCAGGCACUGCUUAUACAUUGCUAUACCCAUCCAUCUUCAGUGAAAAAGGAGUGUUUGAAAGAGACUUCUUUAAGGCUAGAUCAAAAGAUGAGAUUGCCCGGAUACUACGGAAUAUUGGUGUCAACCUUACCGAUGAGAACUUUGAACAUGUUUGGAACUUGGCUUCUAAGAAACAUCACAAGGGAGAAGUUUGUGUGGAGUCUGUGAGAAAUGUCCUGGAUGAAAUGCAGCAUGCUAAAAGAAUCAGAAGGAAUCAAGUAUAAUGAGCCUUGUGAUUUUUGUGGCGUUUAUUCCUUUCCAAAAAGGAAUAAGCCUUAACAUGUUACUUUAAACAUUUACUUUCAUAUACAUUCAGAUUUAUUCUAGUAGUAGAUAUUAUAUUCUAAUUCUGUAAUCACUGUGGG
Molecule: messenger RNA, 2657 nt
Organism: Vombatus ursinus (common wombat)
Lineage: Eukaryota; Metazoa; Chordata; Mammalia; Diprotodontia; Vombatidae
Gene: EFHB
Product: EF-hand domain family member B
Exons: 13
Coding region: 30-2516 (828 amino acids)
Molecular function (GO): calcium ion binding
Source: RefSeq, a predicted model, not a curated record